Molecule: messenger RNA, 2340 nt
Organism: Sclerotinia borealis F-4128
Lineage: Eukaryota; Fungi; Ascomycota; Leotiomycetes; Helotiales; Sclerotiniaceae
Source: the annotation of a GenBank genome assembly
AUGGCCAACCUUAUACUCAAAAAUGCUUUAGACCUAUCGGACACGGCAUCCCAAUCUACUAUCCCCAAAGAUAACGCAAAGAGCAGUUCGCGGGAACAAGGGGUUCAACCCAAUGCGAGUCGACAAAGAUUCAAGCCACAAUUAUCCUGCACUUUCUGCAGGACACGGAAAUUGAAAUGCGAUCGCAACUCCCCUUGCAACAAUUGUUCCAAGCGAGACUUAUCUUCAUCCUGCACAUAUAUCCACAAUUCACGUGAGAAGACAUCUAAAGCACAGAAGGUCAAGGAUAAGCCAAAAGAUGUUCAGGAACGUAUUCAACAUUUAGAGGAACUAGUCGUUGCUUUGAUGAGUCAAGUCAAAGAUAAAACACUUGUACCCGGUCCCACCGUUCCACCAGACCAUCAACCAUCUAUAUUUAAGGGCCCCAAACCUUCAUGGCCAGAUGAUGCUACCGUUUCAGAAAGUGCGGAUUCUAUUGGACGUAUAUCUGUUGAAGAUGAGCUGCAGAAUUAUGUCGGCGGGGCUCAUUGGGCGGCAAUACUUGAGAAUAUAGCUGGCCUGAAAGAUUCCUUAGGAUCAGAAGAAUGGCCACAAGGUACAGCGAGUGGAAAGAAUAAACAUAAAGGACCUGUGCUACUUCUUGGAGACAAUAGAAAGGCGUCGAGAGAAUCGGUUCUCGCUUGUCUCCCGUCGAAACCUGUGGUUGAUAAUUUGAUUGAACGCUACUUCACUGCUAUUGACGCUUCCUUUAUCACUCAUACCCCGACCUUCAAAAAGGAGUAUGACGAGUUUUGGGAUGAUCCCAACUCAAAAUCUUUUUCCUGGCUUGGAUACCUAUUUGCAAUUAUUUGCCUCUCCGUAAACUUUGAAUUGAGAACAGGAGAUAUUCCAAUACCUGCAUUGUCGGAUAUGGCUGUACGUGAUACAGAACAACGGAUCAGAUUAUAUCGCGAGAAAACGGUACAAUGCCUUGUGAAUAGUAACUAUACAGAGCCUGGAUUGUAUACUGUCGAAACUCUUUUGCUUUACUACCUCAGUGAGCAUUUUCAAAGUAAAGACGCACUCUUUGGAUCUUGGAUGCUUUUCGGUAUGAUUGUCCGUGCAGGAUUGCGAUUGGGCAUGCAUCGGGAUGCGUCUCAUUAUCCCAACAUAUCAGUCUUUCGUGGCGAGAUGCAACGUCGAAUCUGGGCUGGAAUAUUGAUUGUGGAUAUUCAGACUUCUUGUCAAGUUGGGCUUCCUCGAAUGGUAAGCGAAGAGAUGUAUGAUACUAAAGCCCCCAAUAACCUACUCGACGAAGAUCUAUAUGAAAGUAUGGUAGCUUUGCCGCCUGUCAGAUCGGAAGACGAAGGAUCCCCUAUGAGCCACGUACUUUCCAAAUAUCGUCUUCUUAUAGUGUUCGGAAAGAUAUUUGAUGCGUCGAAUUCCAUUACCCCUAUUCAAUAUGACGAAGUCAUGAGGCUUGAAAAGAUGCUUUUGGGUACCCGCGAGGGAAUCCCGGAAGUUUAUAGAGUCGGAUCCAUCAAAAGCCUCGAUACCGGUCCUAUCAUGUUAAGGGUUAGGAAAUUCUCAAUUGAAAUGAGUUAUCUUAAAGCUCGUUGUUUUCUUCAUCGCAAAUUUCUCUCGGAAGCCGAAUCAUUACGAAAACAUUCUUACUCGGUCAAAGCGUGCGUUGAUUCUUCGAUGCUAAUUCUACAAUAUCAAAAUUAUAUGACCAUUGAGACAGCCAUGGGUCAUUCUUUGCACGCUAUGAAAUGGAUUACAUCUUCUUUGAUGACCUACGAUUUCCUUCUAGCCGCAACACUUCUUUGCCUCUAUCUUGGACAGUUAAUGGCCGCUGAAGAGGAAACUGUGGAUACUGCUUUUCGAGAGUUUCCAAUUGAAUGGACCAAAGAAGACAUUUCGCACGCCUUGCUCAAAUCUUACCAAAUAUGGAAUAACCCCGAGCAUUCCUCGGAAGAUACAAUCAAGUUUUCAAAGGUCUUGAAGGCCAUGCUGAACAAGGUUGACCAUUGGUCCACCGCAAAUAAGACCCAGACGAAGGUUUCAAAGGAAAUAACAAACGAAGCUAACUCUAGCAACCCUCCAAAUUAUCCUGCUUCAAACAUGUAUUCUUUUCCAUCGAGCGAUUUCGAAGAAAAUGGAAGCAAAUUUCCUACUUCAAAUAUUGAGAUGAUAGGAGAUAUUUUGAACGAUCCGGCUGGUCUCGAUUGGAAUCUUUGGGAUACCAAUUUUCAAGGGAGUAAUAUAUAUAUUGAUGCAGCAGGGUCAUCGCUUUUUGCUUCCGAUUUGUACUUUCCUUUUCAGGCAGCUGGAUUGGAAACUGAUAUGGACGGCAGUUGA